This is a messenger RNA of Procambarus clarkii (red swamp crayfish), 1470 nucleotides long. RefSeq names its product carbohydrate sulfotransferase 11. Gene Ontology annotation, biological process: carbohydrate biosynthetic process. Gene Ontology annotation, molecular function: sulfotransferase activity. Lineage: Eukaryota; Metazoa; Arthropoda; Malacostraca; Decapoda; Cambaridae. The record is from RefSeq and is a predicted model, not a curated record. Gene Ontology annotation, cellular component: membrane.
UGCUUAUAGCAGUCGGUUGUUGGAAGUGUCGUAGACGGUGAGACGAAGCUUGGAGCUGAGUACGGCCGGAGUCGUGGAGCUCCAUGCGGGAGAGCGUGGCGGCUAGAUGCGGGAUCGUGAGUGUGGAAACUCGAUGAGGCCAAGAGUGUGGUAGCUCCAUGCGGUCGUAGUUUGCCGUCUACUGUGUUGAAGCUGAAGCGUCUUGGGGUCGGUUGGAACUGAAUACACUGAGUGAUGUUUACUUUAAUUAAGGAAGAGGAAGUAUGCGAAGAUUCUUAGUCUACUGGGCGAGCUAUGGGUCGUACAGCACGCUGGAGGUGGUGGUGGAGCAGAUGGAGGAAGGUGUUUGGCCCGUCUCUGUUGAUCCUGGUGGCACUCUCUCUCACUCUCUCCCAGCUCCAGGCCCCACCAGGAGGCGCGAGGGAGCGGAGUGACAGGACCCGACGCCAGGUGAGGCGAGUGUGCAAGUCACUCAACGUGUCCACUAAGGUCACUCAGGACCACCUCAGGAACAUCCUCGUCGACGACGCCCGCGGCAUCCUCUACUGCAGUGCCCACAAGGUGGCAAGCAGCAGCUGGAAGCGUUCUUGGCUUCAACUUACCUCGUCCACCUUCAACGCCUCCCGCCUCGCCACCAUCUCCAGGCACACCACUCAUCUCCUGACGCAGCAGUUCAUGCUGGUGCAGCCCAGGUUUGAGGACGUGUGGCCGGACAUGCUGGCCUCCUACAGGAAGUUCCUGUUCGUGCGAGAGCCGCUCCACAGGGUGGUGUCAGCCUAUCGGGACAAGCUAGAACAUCCCACCGAUAUGGAAGAUUUGGAAAUUUCUCCUUACAUAAAGAAAUUAAUAUCUGAAAAGUUUGGGACGCUGCCGACACAGGUUGAGGAGGGAGUGAGUUUUUCGGACUUUGUUAAGCUCAUAAAUCAUCAGAAGGAAGAGGAGUCCAUACCCUGGGACUCCCACUGGCGUCCCAUCCAUCAGAUGUGUAAUCCUUGUGGCAUCGAUUACGACUUUAUCGGCAAGGUUGAGAGCUUGCAUGAAGAUUCGACUUACGUGUUAAAAUGGCUUGGUGUUGAGAAAAUUGUCGAGAAAUUUCCCGUCCACAGCAGAAGCACGGAGGCUGACCGACUGGCCAUCCACUACCUACAGGGCCUCGACUACUCCCUCAGGAAAGAGUUCCUGGAUCACUACCUCCUCGACUAUCUCAGCUUUGAGUACGACCUUGUGUGAGGAUACCCACAUGCGUACUGGGUACAGCUAUUGCUUGUGAUCCAUGUAUUUUAUUUAUAUAUUUUACUGUAUUGUAAAUAAUGUACAUUUUUGUAAUGCUCACGAUAGAAUUUGCACUUAUAGAUGUACAAGAUGAUAGUGAUUAUUUAAGAUAGAUUUGGUGUAACAUGUUUAAGAAAGUUACGGUAUCCAUGAACUACUCAUCCUCUACCCUAACUACUAAUAUUGAACAGGAGCUUC